AUGUCUAAUAAAUGGGGAUGUCCAAAGUGUACAAUUUCUGAAUUUUUUGUUGAGGUUCCAGAAGAUGAUGGAAAGCCAAAGUUUUGGAAUUCAUCAGAUAAAGAAAUGACAUGCACCUUCUGUUUAAAAAAAAAUGAAAAUUCUUUUGAAAAUUUAGAACAAGAAAAAAAAAUUCAUCUUCUUGCUUGUUUAAAUGCUCCUAGUGAUUUAAGGCAAGAGCUUCAAGGAGGAAAACUUCUUAAUACUGCUGCAAAUAAGCUUCAAACCAAGACUAUAAAAACUUUACAAAGUGCAAAAGCUAUUACUCUUACAUUCAAUGAAGAAGGUAAAGUAAUAAUAUAUGAUGCAAGAAAUAUUUCAAGUGAACAUAGCUCCAUGGAGGCUACAAUAAAAUUGGUAAAGGAUUUAUUAAUAGAAGAUGAAUUAAAAGAUGUUAAGAUUAUUGCAGUUGUCAUAGAUUCAUCAAGUGGAUAUGCUGCUGCAUGUCGCAAAUUAAGAAAAGAAUUAUCAACAAUAAUUUGGCUAUCUUGCUUUGCUUAUCAAGCAAAUCUUUGUAUUGUUGAUAUUUUCAAGUUAUCGCAAUCUUUUUUUACUACAAUUAAGCAAGCCAUAGAUACACCACUUCAGUUUUGGAAAUAUGUUGAAGAAGAAGCACCUGAACUUGCAUUUAUUAGUAAACGAUUAUUUUCAAUUGUAGUUAAUUUAGCAAAAAAUAUAAAAAAAUUAGAUUCAAAGAAACUCAAUAGCAUGCAAAUAUAUGCACAAAAAAAAAGUUCAAUUAAUAAUAUGAAUAUGAAUAAUGAAGUAUCAGUUAAUGUGGAGUCUAGUACAAAUCAAAUGAUCAAAGAAACUGAUAGUUCUGAUGAAAAAAUAGAAUCUGAGCUUAUUUUAAAUAAAUUAGAUUACGAUGAAGUAUACGAAGCAGAAGACUACGAUUUAGAUAAUACUGAAAUUUUACACCUGGCAGAAGACCCUCAAGCAAAAUGGAAUCUAAAUACUCUUUUUUCAUUAACUUUGUCGAAUUUGUCAAGCAUUGAACUAUAA
Molecule: messenger RNA, 1044 nt
Organism: Cetraspora pellucida
Lineage: Eukaryota; Fungi; Glomeromycota; Glomeromycetes; Diversisporales; Gigasporaceae
Source: the annotation of a GenBank genome assembly